AUGAAAAAUGUACUGUUCAAAAAGAUGACACACUUUAAGUGGAAAUGGAUGAAACUACAUAAGACAAGUUGGAAAAGUAGAUAAACGAAUAAAUAUUCUAGUAAAUAAAGGCAAAACAAGAUUAAUAAAGGUCAGUUAGAUUACUCACAGAUAUUAAAAAAGGACUAUCAGGAAUUGUUGAGUAAUUUUAGUACAGCCAACUUCAAAAAAUAAAUAAGACUAAUUUAUAAUCAUUGUCAAUUGAAGAGAUGUCAACCUAAGUUCAAUAUAUGUUCGAAAUACUAUUUGAUUAAUUUUCUAAUCUAGAUGUAAACGAAUAGGAAAUAUAGACAAAACUUCAAUAAAAACGAACAUAGAUAGCAAAAAGAUAAACAACAGCAAUAAGUGAAAAAAAUCAAAAUAAUUUUUCUGAAAAGGAAUUACUUGAUGACGAACAAUCUGAUUCUUUAAAUUGAAAUAUCAUACUAUAAUCUAAUUAUAUUUGAUUAAAAUAACAAAAAAAACUAAUUUUCAAAUCUAAAUAGAGUUAAUUAUUGUAUAAAAGUGUGUUUGAGUUUAUUAGUCAAAUAAUUUAUUCUAAAAUUUAUUUAUUUAUAUUUCUUUUUUAAUUUAAAUUUUAUUUAUUAGUUAGUCUUUUUUGAAUUAAAAGCAAUAUUUUCUUUCAUUUAAUAAAUGAUUUUUAUGAAAAUAUUUUGUUGA
Molecule: messenger RNA, 699 nt
Organism: Tetrahymena thermophila SB210
Lineage: Eukaryota; Ciliophora; Oligohymenophorea; Hymenostomatida; Tetrahymenidae
Product: transmembrane protein, putative
Exons: 3
Source: RefSeq, a predicted model, not a curated record